Molecule: messenger RNA, 2060 nt
Organism: Beta vulgaris subsp. vulgaris (sugar beet)
Lineage: Eukaryota; Viridiplantae; Streptophyta; Magnoliopsida; Caryophyllales; Amaranthaceae
Exons: 10
Coding region: 175-1794 (539 amino acids)
Biological process (GO): multivesicular body assembly; intralumenal vesicle formation
Cellular component (GO): late endosome membrane; ESCRT I complex
Molecular function (GO): metal ion binding; ubiquitin binding
Source: RefSeq, a predicted model, not a curated record
UAAUCAGAAUAAUAAUUCAACCACUACUCCAUCAUCAUCUUCCCUUUUCUAUAGCUCACCAAAAAGUGUACACUCUCAUCUCAUCUUUCCUCGCUGACAAUUCACAAAAUCCUCCUCUUUCUAAUCUUUUUCACACCGCCGGUUAAAACUUCCGUCGGCGGCGAUCAAAACCAAAUGCACCAAGAAAACUUCACCCCCUCUUACUACCAUCAAUUCCCUCAACACCCCCAACCACCACCACCACCACCACCACAAUCACAACCAUCCUACGCUUCUGCGCCACCUUACGCCGCCGCAGAUUACUCUUCUUCAUAUUCUCAAAAUUACCCUCCUUUUUCUCAUAAUCCUGAUCCUCAACCUCACUACCCUCCUCCUCCUUCUGUUGGGCUGGAGGCCCAUGGGCUUUACUCUCCUCCUCCAGCCCAAUUGCAGUAUCCUCCAACGACGCCGUAUUAUCCACCCUACGAUCCUCAUCAAACAGUCCCCCAUAAUUACCCUCCUCCACCUCCACCUCAACCUCAACCUCAACCUCCGACGACUUACCCUAACCCUGGUUUAAACUCUAGUAAUCCUGCUUAUUACGAGAAAUCAUAUGAUAAUAGCGCCAAAUUUGAUUAUGGGUCGGGGUAUUUUGAUGAGAAUUUAAGUGGGUAUGGGAAUUAUGGGGGAAAUAGGUCCAAUUUGGGAGGUGGGUAUGAUCAUAAAGAUGAUGGGGUGUAUGCUUAUGAGGGUAAAACUGAUCCCUAUGGUUCCCGUGGAACGGCAUCGAAAUCGUGUACUUGGUCUGGCUUGUUUGAUGAUUAUGGUAGGGCUAUCACAUCUCCUUCUUCAAAGAAGGACAAGGAUAAGUCUACUUCUUUGAAGGUUGUGAGAGCAGUGCCGAAGGCGGAGUCGAAUACUGAUGGUAAGAGUGGAGUUCAGAAGUUUAGGGUCAAGCUUUUGCCUGAAACUGGUGGUCAGAGUGUCAUGGAUGUUCUCUGUAUGGUUGGUUUGGAUGGGAUACGCAUGCUUGAUCCUAAUUCAAGCCGUACAUUGAGGAUAUAUCCACUUGAGACUGUGACAAGAUGUGAUAAAUAUGAUUCAUCUACGUUUGCAUUCUGGUCAAAGACCCCUGUGGACAUUGAGCCUAGACGUAUUAGACUGCAGUCAAAUAGCUAUACUACAAAUACACUUCUGGAUACAGUGACAGCUGCUACUGUGCAGUUCAAGGAGAUGGGUGGGAGGGCCAGGCCUUCUGAGCCAACCAGAGCACUGGAGCAGUCUGCAGAAAAGAAAAAAGGUCUUGGAGACUGGAUAAACAAGCUAAAACCAGUAAAUGAAGAGAAAGAUCAUUGGGUUCCUGAUGAAGCUGUAUCCAAGUGUACAGGCUGUGGAGGGGAUUUUAGUGCCUUCAACCGUAGGCAUCAUUGCCGAAACUGUGGAGAUGUAUUCUGUGACAAAUGUACUCAGGGUAGAACUCCCCUCACUUUGGAAGACAAUGCUCAGGCAGUUCGUGUGUGUGAUCGAUGCAUGGCACAUGUAACUCAGAGACUUAGCAUGGCCAAGGAAGCAGCUAACAGACCAGUCUCUUUGCAAAGUCAUGAAGACCUUGCCAAGAAGCUUCAGGAGGAAAUGGAAAAGAAUCUGAGAAUUUCAUCAGGUUCAAAGUCAGACGGCUCUGGUAGUGGUAGGCGAAUGAGAGAAGUUGCUUGUCCUACUUGUACCGUCCAUUUGCAGGUCCAAGUUCCAACCUCUGGUUCAGAAACCAUCGAGUGUGGUGUUUGUCAGCAUCCAUUCCUCGUGAGUGCUCAUUGAUGUCAAAUCACCUCUUCCUGGAUGAAGUCCUGUAUCUUGUUCAAUAUAUUCAUUGGCUUAGCGCUCAAUAAUAACAAAUAAUAUUUAGUGCGAUCUACUUCCCUCCUAGUCUGUCCAAGCUUCUCGUAAAUUAUGUGACUGGGUUUGUAUAUGAGUUUCUGUUCCCUUUUUGGUUUCUGGAGAAGCAUCACCAAAGUGUUUGUCAAUACCGAGAUUCUCAUAUGUUUAUUCAUACAAAUGCAGUGUUGGUCUUGUGUUUGCUAAUA